This is a messenger RNA of Pararge aegeria (speckled wood butterfly), 4069 nucleotides long. RefSeq names its product general transcription and DNA repair factor IIH helicase subunit XPD (gene Xpd). Bases 79 to 2361 code for a protein of 760 amino acids. Gene Ontology annotation, cellular component: nucleus. The record is from RefSeq and is a predicted model, not a curated record. The transcript has 19 exons. Gene Ontology annotation, biological process: nucleotide-excision repair; positive regulation of mitotic recombination; transcription by RNA polymerase II. NCBI's taxonomy places the organism in Eukaryota, Metazoa, Arthropoda, Insecta, Lepidoptera, Nymphalidae. Gene Ontology annotation, molecular function: damaged DNA binding; DNA helicase activity; hydrolase activity, acting on acid anhydrides, in phosphorus-containing anhydrides.
CUGCUUGUUCCCGGCUCUUUCAAGUCAAGAUAUUUAGUUUACAAUUUCAUUAGAGAUUUAUAUUUAAACAAAUAAAAGAUGAAGUUAACGGUGGACGGCCUGCUUGUUUAUUUCCCCUACGAUUAUAUUUACCCGGAACAAUAUGCCUAUAUGUUGGAGUUGAAGCGAGCACUGGAUGCUAAGGGUCAUGGCCUACUGGAGAUGCCCUCUGGAACUGGCAAGACUAUAUCUCUGCUGUCUCUCAUUGUGGCCUACAUGAUACAGAACCCACACCACAUUAGAAAGCUGAUUUACUGUUCGCGUACACUACCCGAGAUUGAGAAAGUAUUGGAGGAAUUGAAAAAUCUGAUAAAUUACUAUGAGAAGAGUCAAGGGGAGAAGCCUAGUCUAACUGGUGUUGUUCUCAGUUCAAGGAAGAAUCUUUGCAUACAUCCUGAGGUGUCGCGUGAAAGAGAGGGCAAGUUAGUGGACGGCAGAUGUCACUCGCUGACCGCUAGCUACAUUAGGGAUCGGCACGAGAGGGAUACUUCUGUCCCGGUUUGUCAGUUCUACGAGGGCUUCAACCGAGAAGGCAAGGAGUCGAUGCUACCUUACGGUGUAUACACCAUGGACGAUCUGAAACAGUACGGCGCUGACAGGAACUGGUGUCCGUACUUCUUGUCCAGAUUUGCUAUAAUUCACGCCGAAAUCGUGGUAUAUUCCUACCACUACCUCCUAGACCCGAAGAUCGCGGAAGUUGUGUCCAAGGAGCUGAACAAGGAAGCCGUAGUGGUUUUCGACGAAGCGCACAACAUAGACAAUGUUUGCAUAGAUUCCUUAAGUGUCAAACUCACUAGACGGACCAUAGACAAGAGCACACAGGCGUUGCAGUCUCUGGAAAAAGCGGUUACACUAUUAAAGCAAGAGGACGCUGAACGCCUUACGUUGGAGUACGAGCAAAUGGUAGAAGGUCUUCGAGAAGCAGCGGUAGCACGCGAUACGGAUAUGAUACUCGCGAACCCCGUACUGCCUGAUGAAGUUUUAAACGAGGUAGUUCCGGGCAACAUAAGGAACGCUGAGCAUUUCCUAGGGUUUUUAAAACGUUUCAUCGAGUAUUUGAAAACCAGAUUACGAAUACAGCACGUGGUGCAAGAAUCUCCGGCAGGUUUCCUCAAAGACGUCGCCGCCCGCGUGUGCAUAGAACGCAAGCCGCUCCGGUUCUGCUCCAGCCGCCUUCAGUCCCUCAUGCGGACCCUGGAGAUCCCGGACCCUUCCAACUUCGGGGCCCUGACCCUCGUCGCCAACCUCGCGACCCUGGUGUCCACUUACACCAAGGGUUUCGUCAUCAUCGUCGAACCAUUCGACGACAGGACGCCCACUGUCUCGAACCCUAUUCUGCACUUCUCAUGUAUGGACUCGUCAAUCGCGAUGCGACCCGUGUUCAGCAGAUUCCAGUCUGUCAUCAUUACUUCUGGAACUUUAUCACCGCUGGACAUGUACCCUAAAAUCUUGGACUUCAACCCGGUCAUUAUGAGCUCCUUCACCAUGACGUUAGCGAGGCCCUGCAUUUUACCUAUGAUAGUAUCCAAAGGCAGCGACCAGGUGACGAUAUCCUCGAAGUACGAGACCAGGGAAGACGUCGCAGUCAUCCGGAACUACGGACAGUUGUUAGUCGAGAUAUCGGCGUGCGUGCCGGACGGGGUGGUGUGUUUCUUCACGUCGUACCUUUACCUUGAGAGCGUCGUCGGCGCUUGGUACGAUCAAGGAGUGGUGGCUUCUCUACAGAGGCACAAGUUACUGUUCAUCGAAACCCAAGACUCUGCCGAGACAAGUUUCGCACUAAUCAAUUAUAUCAAGGCGUGCGAGAGCGGGCGCGGCGCCGUGCUGUUGUCGGUGGCGCGGGGGAAGGUGUCGGAGGGGGUGGACUUCGACCACCACCUGGGCCGCGCCGUGCUGAUGUUCGGCAUCCCCUACGUGUUCACGCAGAGCCGCAUCCUCAAGGCGCGCCUGGACUACCUGCGCGACCAGUUCCAGAUCCGCGAGAACGAUUUCCUGACCUUCGACGCCAUGCGGCACGCGGCUCAGUGCGUGGGCCGAGUGCUGCGGGGCAAGACGGACUACGGCAUCAUGAUUUUCGCGGACAAGCGCUUCAGCCGCGCCGACAAGCGCACCAAACUGCCGCGCUGGAUCCAGGAACACUUGCGCGACUCGCUCUGCAACCUCAGCACCGAAGAGGCCGUGCAGAUCAGCAAGCGUUGGCUCCGGCAGAUGGCGCAGCCGUUCACGCGGGAAGACCAGCUCGGAGUUUCCCUGCUCACCCUCGCGCAGCUACAGUCCCAGGAGCAACAGGACAAGAUCGAGAAACAGGUCAUACAGAAGUGAACCUUAUGGCGAACGACUUACGGAGCAUACGUGAGCGAAGGGAAUGCCUCCAGUUCCUUGAAUAUGAGGGAAGCAAAGGAACAAAACAAAUGGUUUCAAGUCCAUUAUUCAAAUCUCACUCUUCUAUAAAAGUCGCUGCAAAACUGAUAUCCAGCGACGGCUCGUCUAAACAUCCUUAUUAUAUUCAAAAUUCAUUUAUUUCUUUUUCAUGCACCUUAAAACCAUACCAUGCUACUAUGAUGUGUUAAUUUAAUUCAAAUUUCAUUUAUUUCGAGUAGGCCUAGUUUAUGAGCACUUUUGGAAUUUCAAGUCAGUCUGUUUGUAGUGACUCUACCGCCAGUUCGGAAGGCAGAUUCCACAGAGAAAGCUCCUUUACAAUAUCAUGUACAGUUUGACAAUCUCUAGAAUUCUUCUAUAUUGUGAGAGACGAAAGCAUACUGGCCGGCUUCUAAGCAGCCUUGUCGUUAAGAAUGAAUAUUUUUUUUUUAAACUUAUAAAGUAAAAUGCAAUAUAACCUCGGUAUCAUGUAAAAAGGCCAUAUUAAGGUAUCAUGUAUAACGGUCAUAGAAGUUUUAUUACUUAACCGAAAUUCAAUGCGCCUUCCUUAGCAAUUCAUUCAAAACGCAACAGUUAACGUAGGUAUAGCGAGUUAAAAAAAAGUUAGAACUUCAAACACUAAUAUAUCGAGAAAUAUAACCGGAUUGGAUGCAUAAUUAUAACAGGAUUUUUUUAAACUCGCGCGACUGACUCGUGCAACAGUUUUGGGUAGCAUAUUUUUUUUAUUUUUCUUUGAUUUUUGGUUCUCUCGAAUUUUGCAAGUGAUAAUCCGAAGUGGUUUCUAAAUCGAGUAUUUUUGAUAUUGUUUAUGGGUGGUACCACCUAUCCAAAUAGCCUUUUAUAGUUAUGGCUAAAUGUGGUACGCAACACUAUUGCCUGGUAGCCUCCUACUUUAACGUCAAUAUUUUUAAUAGAAUUUUUAUAUGUUUAGGAAUAUGUCUGAAGCAGAACAGACGAUAUUUGAAUUUAUUUUAUUACCAACUAGCGGACCCGGCAGACGUCGUCUUGCCCGGUAAAGCAACGCAACCUACCGGUUCCAAUUUAAUUUUCAUCCCUUCCAGGAACCUAUUGAAACACACAAAAUUUCAUCAAAAUCAGUCCAGGUGUGUAUGAGGAAUUGGCAGAUCAAACACUCGUACAGAAGAAUUAUGUACAUUGCUGUCGUUUUUAAUAUUUUUCUCACCGUUUAAACCUUCUACGAAUAAAACAAGGCCUAAAUUUGCCAAAUCGGCUUUUUUAGUGUCGAGAUUUAGUGAGACUAACGAACAACUUUUUAAUUUUUUUUAUAUAUAGAUUGGUUCAGUCAUCCGGCCUCACUAAACUAAACUUUCUCCAUAGAUGAUUUAAAACAGGAGGCAUGUCUUUUAAAGUAAACGCGUCAUAUCACUAUCACAAGUUUCGACUCUUGAUACCAAUUUAACAUUGCCAUAAUUUUUAAUAGACAUAAAUUACUGACAACUUGGUUUCAAGGUUCCGUUUAAAAUAGGAAAAACGCAACUCCGAUAGGAUCGAUUUGUUAUUAUUGAUUCAGGUGAUAAAUUUGGAAUAAACCAAAUGUUAUGUAAAAUAAAGCUAGUGACUUUGUAUAAUGUUAAGUUAAGUACAUAUUUCUAAAUAAAUGCGAUUUGACAUGAAAACUGAAUUUCAUUUU